UGGCGGCGGUUUGUGGUGGUCCGGGCUUCUCUCGCGAGAUCAGCGUUGGCGCCGUGACCUCCAUGUGAGAGCAGCGGCGCUUUGGUAAACAGUCCUCCGGGUUCAGGACAUGGCUCCCGCCGGCGCUCAUUAGCUUAGCCGAGCCGGCAGUUCCCCACUAAGCUCUGACAGGGUUUGCCGCCAUUCUGGGCUGGCUCGAGAGAAUCGUUGCUGCUGGUUGGUCGCGAGUGGGGCGGGUGGGAUCGGCGGACGAGCUUAGGAGGAGCCGAGACUGCUGGCGGGCCGGAGAAGAGGAAGGCCGGCGGGUAGGAGAAGCGGCUCGCACCGCGGCGGUCCUCGAGAUUCAGGCAGCAGCUCCUCAUCGCCGCCUUCGCUUCGCCAAGUGGAAAAAUCCAGAGGCGGGAAGCUCCCUUUCCUUUUUCUGCUUUUCUCCUUCGGGAGCGCGCCAUGUGGAUCCAGGUGCGGACCAUCGAUGGUGCCCAGACCCGGACAAUCGACGACCUCAGCCGGCUGACCAAGAUCGAAAGUCUGCGCGAAAAGAUCCAGGAAAGCUUCCGUGUAAGCCCUGACCGACAGCGCCUUUUCUACCGGGGCAAACAGCUUGAAGAUGGCCAUACCUUAUUUGAUUAUAAUGUUGGACUGAAUGAUAUAGUUCAGCUUUUGAUACGCUCAGAGUCUGAUGUUCCUUCUACAAUUUUGAAUAAAAAAGAUGGAAAGCCUGGUCCCUGUGCGGUUACCAACUGUAAGAAUAAAAUCAAACAAGGAGUGAACAGUGGAUCAUCGAGUUUGCCAUCUACAUCAGCUCGCUCAUUUCUUAUAGAUCCUGGCAUUGGUGAAUACAAGAUAAAUGAAUUGGUGGAUGCCCGAGAUGUCACUAUUGGAUCCUGGUUCGAAGCUCAUAUAGAAAAUGUAACUCGAGCAACAAAAGGACAUAAAAAUGGAAAAGCUCAAGGAAAGAGUGGCAGUAAUUACAAAAGGACUAAUGGAAACUUGAGCCAAGACCAUUCUAGAGAAAAUACAAAUAAUUUGGACAAUACACCUUCCACAUCUUAUACAGAUUAUAUGGAUACUGAAGAUAUUAUUUAUCAUAUCAAGUAUGAUGAAUACCCAGAAAGUGGCAUUGUAGAAAUGACUGUCCGUAAUCUGCGGCCUCGAGCAAGAACUAUUUUGAAAUGGAAUGAAUUACAUGUGGGUGAUGCAGUGAUGGUUAAUUACAAUGUAGAAAGUCCAGAAGAAAGAGGAUUCUGGUUUGAUGCAGAAAUUACCUCUUUGAGAGAAAUUUCAAGGACUAAUAAAGAGGCUUAUGCCAAAAUUAUGCUGGGACUCACUGAAGACCUGGAACAGCCAAGAAAGCGAAGAAUCUCGAUCUUCGCAGGAGGCUCAGAAGAUGUAAUAAAUGAUUGCAAACUCCGUUUUAUAGAGGAAAUAUACAAGAUUGAAAAACCAGGAGCGUAUCCAUUGACAUUUGCAGAUGGAGAGUUCAAAAGAAAGAGUGGUCCUGAAUGUAAACAUUGCAGAGCUGACCCAGAUAAAGAAUGUCGAUUUUGUUCUUGUUAUCUCUGUGGGGGAAAACAGGAUGCACACAUGCAACUUCUCUGUGAUGAAUGUAAUAUGGCUUACCAUAUAUAUUGCCUGAACCCACCAUUAAGCAAAAUACCAGAAGAUGAGGACUGGUACUGUCCUUCCUGUAAAAAUGAUUCUAACGAGGUUGUAAAAGCUGGGGAAAAGCUGAAACAAAGUAAAAAGAAAGCAAAAAUGCCAUCUGCCUGCACUGACAGCCAACGAGAUUGGGGCAAGGGCAUGGCCUGUGUUGGCCGUACUAAGGAAUGCACUAUUGUUCCUUCUAAUCAUUAUGGACCUAUACCUGGUGUUCCAGUUGGAGCAACAUGGAAAUUUAGAGUGCAGGUGAGUGAAGCAGGUGUUCAUAGACCUCACGUUGGUGGAAUCCAUGGACGUAGUAAUGAUGGCGCUUACUCCCUUGUGUUGGCUGGAGGAUUUGAAGAUGAAGUUGACCGAGGUGAUGAAUUUACUUACACUGGGAGUGGUGGAAGAGAUCUUUCUGGCAAUAAAAGAAUUGGGGAACAUUCAUUUGAUCAAACUCUAACCCACAUGAACAGGGCCCUGGCUCUAAAUUGUGAUGCUCCAUUGGAUGACAAAAAUGGAGCUGAGUCUAAAAAUUGGAGAGCUGGAAAACCAGUUAGAGUUGUUCGCAGUUCAAAAGGUCGAAGGAUCAGCAAAUAUGCUCCAGAGGAAGGCAAUAGAUAUGAUGGCAUAUACAAGGUGGUGAAAUAUUGGCCAGAAAUUGGAAAAUGUGGAUUUUUAGUUUGGCGCUAUCUUCUGAGAAGAGAUGAUGCUGAACCUGCACCUUGGACUACAGAGGGAAUUGAACGGUCAAAGAAAUUGGGCUUGAGUUUACAGUACCCAGAAGGCUAUUGGGAAGCAAUGGCAAAUAAAGAAAAGAAAGAUAAAGUAAAAAAGCAGCCUGUGAAACAGGAAUCAAUGGAACAGAGCAAUGGAAAUCAGAAAAGACCAAUUAAUGACGACAAUAUAAAGCAACGUACAAAUACAGCCAAAACAAUGAAGAUGAGUGAUGGAGGGAAGGGAGAAGCUUUUCAGCUAACACAGCAACAACAAUGGUUGAUACAGGAAGACUCUCCAAACCAGAAACUUUGGGAUGAAGUUCUUAAAUUUCUUAAAGAAGGACCAAAUUUUUUGAAGAAACUGGAACAAUCCUUUAUGUGUGUUUGCUGCCAGGAGCUGGUUUAUCAGCCGGUGACCACAGAGUGCCUGCACAAUGUCUGUAAAAGCUGUUUACAGCGCUCUUUCAGAGCUGAAGUCUUCACCUGUCCUGCUUGCCGACACGACCUUGGAAAGGGCUACAUCAUGGUUCCCAACAAGAUACUGCAAACACUACUUGACCAGUUCUUCCCUGGUUAUAGCAAAGGCCGAUGAUAUGUAUUUGUAACCUUCUUCUCCAAAUGACUGAAUAAACUAAAAGAACAAAACAUCUAGGAAAACAGUGGACCAGCCAGCUUGAGGGAAUUCAUAUUUACUAUCACAUUGUGAAGCCGCUAAUUCAACCCUCUUUCCCAUUUAGCAAUCUGUUGUGUAGUAAGAACUUCAAAUUCUCAGCUUCCUUUCCACAAAGGUAGUUUUGAACAGAUGAGCAUUAGUUUGUAUGCAGGAAUAAACGCUUUCUUGGCUCUGGCCACGGUAGUAGCAGGUCUUCAGUUGUUUUUGUAACUACCUCAGUUGGAGAAAACAAAUUGGGGGAAGUUUAACAACACAUCCAAUGAAGUUUAGCUACACACUGCCUCCUGAACAUUAGUUUUGCCUGGUCCAUGCAAUUUGAUUUUGCAACAAGAAAACAGCACGUAAGAAGCCAGUUUUAUUGAGAACAUCAAAUGCUGUGGUAUGCAUAAUUCUUUAUUGUGUUUUCUCUCCUGCUGUCUUUCUUACUCCUUUUGCAACAACAAGCUUUUAGUCUAUUUUUGUGAGCGUUAUUGUGCUCUCGUAUCUUCUGCAAGUUGACUACUAAGGACUGAGAAUAUGAAUGCAUCGUUGCUGUUGAUGUAAAGUGAUUUGUGUUUUUUGCACUUAAAGAGGGUGUUCAAGACACUCUAAUUGUGUAAAAACUAUUUCAUAUAAAACAAGCCACUUUUGUAUUAGGUAAAAUUGUUUGCUUUUAGUAGGUCUUGUAUUAGUGGCAAUACAUCUUAUACAGCAUUGAAAGCAGUGCAAGCUUGGAGAGAGCUCAAAUUGCUUCAUAUUGUGAUCUGAAAUUUUAUAUACAGUAUAUUCCCCACCCCUGAAUAUACUUAUUAAAUAUUUUAUGAUUCAUAA
Messenger RNA from Crotalus tigris (Tiger rattlesnake), 3843 nucleotides. It is a transcript of the gene UHRF2, whose product is annotated as ubiquitin like with PHD and ring finger domains 2. Gene Ontology annotation, molecular function: protein binding; ubiquitin protein ligase activity; metal ion binding. The coding region runs from base 448 to 2952 and encodes 834 amino acids. The record is from RefSeq and is a predicted model, not a curated record. The transcript has 17 exons. Gene Ontology annotation, biological process: protein ubiquitination; negative regulation of gene expression via chromosomal CpG island methylation. Lineage: Eukaryota; Metazoa; Chordata; Lepidosauria; Squamata; Viperidae.